CUGGGUAAAAGGCUGGCAUUUUUUCCAUAAAUUAUUUUUUUAUAUAGCAUUUUUUUUUUCUCUCAUUAACGCUGCAAUAUUCUUACAAAAUGCGCUCAAGCAUGAACUCGGUGCAAUGGGGAGAAAAUGAAGGUAGCUUCGAAGAUCAUAUUCCUAUUUAAGGACGCAGACGGCGUCGGCGCUGCCAUCUCCGAUGCUCUGCAUCCAAACCCCAGCUCUACUCUUCAAAGAUUAGAGGAAUCUUUUGAGCUGUCACUGGAGCGGUAUGGGGUUAAAGAUCUCAAAGCAUCUGGCAGCAUCAUUCAUUUUGUUGACGAUGGGGGCGCUUAUCAGGUAUCCUUGUUGCUGCUGCAAAUUUAUAAGCCACCCAUUUUGGUGUGUGUUCUUAAUGAGGUUCUGGCAUUAUUGAUUGGAGAAGAGCCAUCAAGCAUGCCUACAAUUGUAGUCCCAUGUCUUUUUUCCGCAUCAAAGCUUACGUGGAAGACUAGAAACUCAACAUUAAAUGUCAGUAAAGCUUCACUUUAUGGAAUCCAGGUAGGUGCCAAUACAGACAUCACAGAGUCCAUGAUUACCAAAACCCAGAUCCCACCAUCAUCGUUGCAGAUCUAUGAUGAACCAAUAGCGUGCUUUCUUCAAUUAGUCCGUGUCUUGAAGGUGCCUGCUUUUAUUCUGAUUGGACAAAGAGGUCAACAUCUAUCUGGUAAAGCUUUAGGAGAAGAGCUUGAGAUACUUUAUGAGAUUGGAGAACUGCUUGCAAGCACCUUUGACUUGCGCUUUUUGAGAGAAAGAGUCAUGUGCAAUCCGAGGGACAAAUCAAGGGAUGUUGAGGAGCCAUGGCGUGCAUUAUAUGGAUGAUUCUCAGGUGAUUCUGAGCACUUGCCUGAUAGUUAUUCUACAAUAUGAUGCAUCAUGUUUGGAUAGAUAGAGGCUUAUGCGUGUCAGGUUUUUUUUUUUUUUUUUAUAUAUCAAGAUUUUCUGGAGGUAAAUAUUCCAAGCAAUAGUUGAAAGAUUAUGAGGGAGGGAUGCUUUAAGUCAUGUUAGGUUUUCAUCAGUGGAUCCUUUGUAGACACUUCAUCAAACCUUGGCACUGUCAAUCCAAGAGGAUCAUCCUUACGAAAUAGGAUGGAAAAUGGCUUCCUUCUAUUUGCCUUUUUCUUUAUAAAACUGGCAGCACAAGGCAAUUGCUCUCUCUCUCUCUCUCUCUCUCUCUCAGUGAUUGGUGAUGUCUUGAUUCACUUUAGAUUGUUUAUUGACUUGGAUUAUAUGUUGUAUUUUUCUUGAAACUCUGGUUAUUUAAUUGAACAAUGGCCUCAUCUGAUCUGAA
Malania oleifera is the source of this 1324-nucleotide messenger RNA. RefSeq lists its product as uncharacterized. Bases 127 to 855 code for a protein of 242 amino acids. The transcript is spliced from 4 exons. Lineage: Eukaryota; Viridiplantae; Streptophyta; Magnoliopsida; Santalales; Ximeniaceae. The record is from RefSeq and is a predicted model, not a curated record.